This is a messenger RNA of Dovyalis caffra, 1698 nucleotides long. NCBI's taxonomy places the organism in Eukaryota, Viridiplantae, Streptophyta, Magnoliopsida, Malpighiales, Salicaceae. The record is from the annotation of a GenBank genome assembly.
AUGCAAGCAGUAAUGUAUGGAGGAGGAGUCAAAGGCAGCAUUAACAGCAACACUACAAGCCUAGCAGGAGGCUUUAGAGCUGAAAAAAGCCAAAAGCAACUCGCAUCCGCCAUUGGUUUCAGCAAAAGAAACGGUCGACUGUGUUCUUCUUCUUCUUGCAUGACGAACCGCACCUCUUGUUUUGGAUUGCGUCUCAAUUCUGUCUCCUCCUCCAUGGGAACCGAACUCACUCGCUCCUCUCUCUUCCGCUCCCGCCCCGUCAAAGCUCUCGCUUCCGAUGGAGGAGAUGAGGAAGAAGUUAGGCCAAUAAAGUCGGAUGAAGAAGUUGGUUAUGUUGUGCCGACGCAGCAGGGGAAAGCUUCGACCGGAACGGUUUUGCCGUUUGUUGGAGUUGCUUGUUUGGGAGCUACUUUGUUUGGUUAUCAUUUAGGGGUGGUGAAUGGUGCUCUUGAUUAUCUGGCUAAGGAUCUUGGGAUUGUUGAAAAUACCGUCAUACAAGGCAAGGAACUCACACUGCUUGCUGGUGCUACUGUUGGUUCUUUUACUGGGGGAGCAUUGGCUGACAAGUUUGGAAGAACAAGGACUUUUCAGUUAGAUGCAAUUCCGCUUGCAAUUGGAGCAUUGCUUUGUGCUACUGCCCAGAGUGUCCAGACUAUGAUAAUCGGGCGUCUUCUUGCUGGUAUAGGAAUUGGCAUUUCUUCUGCUAUUGUGCCACUUUACAUAUCUGAGAUCUCGCCUACUGAAAUCCGUGGUGCACUAGGGUCUGUAAACCAACUUUUUAUAUGUAUUGGGAUUCUUUUGGCAUUGGUAGCUGGAUUGCCAUUGGCAGGAAACCCUAUAUGGUGGAGGACAAUGUUCGGUCUUUCAGCUGUUCCUGCUGUUCUAUUGGCACUAGGAAUGGCAUUUUCUCCAGAAAGUCCUCGGUGGCUUUUUCAGCAAGGAAGAUUUUCUGAAGCUGAAAAGUCCAUAAAGACACUUUAUGGAAAGGAAAGAGUUGCUGAUGUCAUGACCGAUUUAACUGUGUCUAGUCAAGGUUCUUCUGAGCCAGAAGCUGGAUGGUUUGACCUAUUUAGCAGCCGCUAUUGGAAAGUCGUGAACGUUGGUGUAGCACUUUUCUUUUUCCAACAGAUGGCUGGGAUAAAUGCUGUGGUGUACUAUUCAACUGCUGUGUUUCGUAGUGCUGGUAUUGCAUCAGAUGUUGCUGCUAGUGCUCUUGUUGGGGCAUCAAAUGUCUUUGGCACAACUAUUGCAUCUUCCUUAAUGGACAGACAAGGAAGGAAGAGUCUUCUGAUCACAAGCUUUUUCGGAAUGGCUGCCUCAAUGCUGCUGCUUUCCUUGUCCUUCACUUGGAAGGCCUUGGCACCAUAUUCUGGAACCCUUGCUGUUCUAGGGACAAUUUGCUAUGUGUUGUCGUUUUCACUUGGUGCUGGUCCUGUGCCUGCUCUUCUUCUUCCAGAGAUAUUUGCCUCCAGAAUUAGAGCGAAAGCAGUUGCUUUAUCCUUGGGCAUGCACUGGGCUGCAAAUUUUGUCAUCGGCCUGUAUUUCUUGAGCUUUGUGAACAAGUUUGGGAUCAGCUCUGUAUAUUUAGGAUUUUCAGGCAUCUGUCUUCUUGCUGUCUUUUACAUAGCUGCUAAUGUUGUGGAAACAAAGGGACGUUCAUUAGAGGAAAUAGAGCGAGCUCUUAACCCUGCAAUUUGA